This is a messenger RNA of Budorcas taxicolor (takin), 324 nucleotides long. RefSeq names its product death associated protein like 1 (gene DAPL1). Gene Ontology annotation, molecular function: death domain binding. Bases 1 to 324 code for a protein of 107 amino acids. The transcript is spliced from 4 exons. NCBI's taxonomy places the organism in Eukaryota, Metazoa, Chordata, Mammalia, Artiodactyla, Bovidae. The record is from RefSeq and is a predicted model, not a curated record. Gene Ontology annotation, biological process: apoptotic signaling pathway; negative regulation of autophagy; cellular response to amino acid starvation.
AUGGCAAAUGAAGUGCAAGUCCAGCUCUCCCCACUGAAAGGGGGGCAUCCUCCUGCAGUAAAAGCUGGAGGAAAGCGAAUUCCCAAAAAACAGGAAAUUGGCAUCUUGGAGAGACACACCAAGAAAACAGGGUUAGAGAGAACAAGUGCCAUUGCAAAUGUUGCCAAAAUACAGAUGAUGGAUGCCCUGAAUGACACGCUGGAGAAGCUCAGCCAUAAAUUUCCAGCAGUAGCACACAUGGCACAUCAAAAACCCAGACCUGCUCUGGAGAAGGUCACUCCACUGAAAAGGAUCUACAUUAUUCAGCAGCCUCGAAAAUGUUAA